CAUACCCCCGUGUCUCCCUACCGCCCGAUCCGCUCUCGCUGCCCGCUGCUCGCUGUAUUACGCUCGCAUCUAUCUUCACUUUCGCACAAGAUCUCGCUAUGGAAAUUUACACCACUUCUUUCACCUACCCUCGUCGCCUGCGGCACGCUCAUUCGCCUACCAAUUCGCUCGACUUUGCGCCCCGGUCCAACGAACUUCGCCGUGCUAGCUCCUACCCAGCGAUCCAGCAGCCGAACGGCCUCGAUCCAACUGGUGGCGCGUCCCCGACCGACUAUGAUGCCCUCCAGAAGCUCGCCAUGAUGGCCAUGAGCCUCCAUGGCGUCCAUAUCUCCUUCACCCCAGCCGACCAGGGCCGCGCAUGGAACUUCCAAGUCUCGGGGGCCUACCCGCAGGUCAUGGCAGCAAGGGGGAUGCUAUUGAAGGGGUGUCCGGUCCCGAACCGCUCGUCCAUCAAGGUCACGCGCUCUGAGAUCCUUGACUCGCCCUCCUCGAAGCCGACGCUCAAGCCUGAGGUCCGUCGUCGCCUCGACGACAUCGCUUCUCAGACGUACGCCCACAUCGCUGUCGUCAACAGCCCGCUGUCAUUGUCGACACGCACCCUUCCCGAUGGUAUUACGAGUAGCGCUGGAUGGACCGGCCUCGAGUCGGAGCGGGUAUGCGAGCUUGUCAUCACCGGAAACGGCGACUCCGUUGAUCUCGCCCGUGUCCGAUUGCUCGUCAUGCUGGAUGAGUUGAGCGGUUUGCACGCUGAGUCGUGCGAAAUUGACAACACCCUGCAUGCCAUCAUCACGGGCAGAAAGCGCAAUGUACUGCAGACCAUCCAGGAGGAGACCGCUACGAAUAUCUAUCUGCCUUCUCCCUUGCAGGGUAUUUUGGGGAAUGACCUCACUCAGUCACCAUCGAAUAGUUCGCCUACCACGACGAAGGCGAACAUGAACACGAUCUUCAUCACCGGAGAGUUUUUCGGGGUGCAACGCGCCCGCGACAUGUUAUACCAAAUGUCGUUAACCAAGAGCAAGCAACUCAUCUCCAGGGACAGCGCGGUGCUCCCGCGCAAGAUGGAUUGGAUGGUCACCGAGCGUGCCGAGGAUCUCAAGAUGUUGAUGCACGACAACGCCACCUUCAUUCAGUUCCCUCCUAUCGGUAGUUCUACCAGUUUAAUCACGGUUAUCGGCGACAACCGAGUCAACGUUCAAAGGACCAUCAGGUCCAUCAUGCAACUGGCUUGCCAAUUCUAUGUGGCCUCGCUGUGGCUGCUGCCGGCGCAAUUCAACGUUCUCAUGCCUUCGCAGAGCCUGAACCCUUCUCAGGUCUCGGCGAUUUUGAAGCAGGUCUCCUAUGCGUCCGGGGCCGAAGUAGUCUUCAAGGGCAUGUGUUUUGAGAUGCACGGUUUGGAGCACGAAGUUCGUCUUGCGGUUUCCAUGCUCCUUGACUUGGACAUCGUUAAAACCUACCAUCACGAGAUUCGAUUCCAGAUCGAGCUCGCUAACGAGCAUCGCGAAUUCAUCAGCGGCAAGAAGAAUGGGAAGAUCAACAAGAUCAUGCAAACUACCAACGUCAAGAUCAAGUUCGAGACGUUCAACGAGCAUAACUUCCUCAUCGACAUCGCCGGUAGCGACGCGUCUGUCUUGCAAGGUCUGACGCUCCUGCAGGAGGAGCUGCCAGCGGAGAUAUCUUUCCACGUUCCUGAGUCGUACCACAAGCGUAUCAUUGGCGUUGGCGGUCGUAGCAUCCAGCGGAUCAUGAAGAAGUACGGUGUGUACGUCAAGUUCUCUAACGCCGAGGAGUUCGCUGCCAUGGGCGGGUAUAACGACAACGAGGACAACGUUAUUGCUCGGACGCCGGCUAAGAAUGCCAUGAAUCUGGAAAACCUCAAGCAGGCUGUCAUGGAGCUGGUAAACCCGAAGGACAAGGACUACAUCAAUGAGACCGUUUCCAUCCCGAGGCGGUACCACCGCACUCUGCUCGGCGAGAAGAGUAUCUUCAUUCACGAUAUCGAAGCGAAGACGAACUGUUCUGUUCGCUUCCCCGACAAGGAGACUGCAUCCGACUUCGUCACCAUCUUCGGACCCGAGUCGCAGGUUCAGAUUGCGGCUACGAUGCUCUUUGAUCAUGUUCCAUUCGAGGCGGACAUGGCUGUUCCCCCUCAUCCCGACCUCGGCAGGAUCUGCUCAUCCCCCGACUUCGUCGCUUUCGCUGAGCGCGUCAAGCGUGAGCUGCAGGUCGUCAUCUCGCCCAACAUCAAGACGGCUGUCUCAAAUGGCACUAUUCCUGAUGUGCCCUCAGAGUGUUCUUUCAAGUUCAGAUGUCAGCGCAGCAACAGCGACUUCCUCGUCACAGCUCGCGAGAUGCUUGAGCAGUACCUCAUCGACCACAACGUUCACGUGUACCCCUCGGCCACGUCUCGCACUCACCAACGCGGAGAUUCCUUCACAGACGCCUUCCCUCACUUCGAUAGCAAGGUGCUCUCCACCGCAAGAACUCGUCAUCAGAACUCCGCCGACCUCGGCCGCCCUUCAGAGUCCAUGAUUGACCGUAGAUUACGUCUCGCCAGCUCCUCGCCCGACGUCAAGGCUUUGUUCAACAAUUCCCCGUCGUACAUCUACCAUUUGGAGGAGGAGGAUGACUACGAUCAGUCUAGCUACAUGCCCGGCUCUUCGGGCAAUGACUACUGGCAACCUAUGCCUCCCAUCGGAUCGAACAUUCCUCACCGGACGCAUCACACCGCUGAGGACGCUCUCAAACGCGGAUCUGAUUCGCUAUUAGAGGCGAAGUUGAAAGAUCAGCUCACUAAGCCCCGCUCGUUGACUAAUCGUGCGCAGUCCCUCGACUUGACAUUCUCUCUGAGUCGUAUCAACGAGGCCCCGCGUGGGUCCGGACUCUCGCGCCCCGAAUCGCCCGACACAUCCGUUACUGGAACUGGGACGAAUGGGACGUCAAGUCCCACGUCGGCGACGGUGCCACUGUUUCCCAGCGUGUACGGCCCUCCUGGCGGUCCACGAAGCGCCGUUGCUGGUGCAUCUGGCUCGGGACUCGGCCACGCCAGGGCGCGAUCGAGCUUGGGAAUCGACGAAGACCCCGUGGACGAUGUCUCGCGGGUAAUCUCUAACCUCGGCCUGUAACGAUCGCACGACAUCUUACGUGCAAGAGCGCUCUAUAGAAAGAAGCUUGCCAGGACGGCCGUCUCAAAAGCGCGUUGUAUUCCCAGCAAUGGACAUCGAUCGCAAGCGUGAUGCUGUCUAUAUAUACUGAAUCGUCGAUAUCCCUUCGAUUCGUUCAGCUUGCUUCCCUACACUCCCUCUAGCUUCUCGUCCGACGUCGGCCCCAAUACUUUUGUUUCUCGCUUCGCCGUUGACCGUCACGCCCAUCGUUCCACCCAUUCAAGCAUGCCACAACUGCAAAGUCCAGUCUCACGCGCAUCCCUACGUUACCAACUUCUAGCUUUCGAACCCGUUCGUCCGCUCUCUUUUCUCAAGCCUUCUUUCUCGUCUCUCCAACUAUUUCCUCAGAUAUUCGUCUCUCAUCUGUCGUACCCAUUCGACUGCUGUGCCAGUUUGUCAUCACGUCUCUCGUACCUACAUCUCCCUGCUUGCAUCUCUGUACCAUAACAGCGGCAGCUAAAAGAUGUGUCGAUACGUUCCUCUAUCCUAUCUAGCUACUAGUACGUAGGGACUGGAGCUGGUCGACCGUCCGAAUUAUUCGUAUCCUAUCAUAGAUC
This is a messenger RNA of Dichomitus squalens LYAD-421 SS1, 3718 nucleotides long. RefSeq lists its product as uncharacterized. NCBI's taxonomy places the organism in Eukaryota, Fungi, Basidiomycota, Agaricomycetes, Polyporales, Polyporaceae. The record is from RefSeq and is a predicted model, not a curated record. Gene Ontology annotation, molecular function: mRNA binding. The transcript has 10 exons. Gene Ontology annotation, biological process: nuclear division. Bases 99 to 3122 code for a protein of 1007 amino acids. Gene Ontology annotation, cellular component: nucleus; cytoplasm.